Molecule: messenger RNA, 4539 nt
Organism: Hemicordylus capensis (graceful crag lizard)
Lineage: Eukaryota; Metazoa; Chordata; Lepidosauria; Squamata; Cordylidae
Product: p53 apoptosis effector related to PMP-22-like
Exons: 4
Coding region: 671-1246 (191 amino acids)
Biological process (GO): cell-cell adhesion
Cellular component (GO): membrane; cell-cell junction
Source: RefSeq, a predicted model, not a curated record
AGGCGACUGAGUCAAGUAGAUUAACACCGCUCAAGAAAUGCCUGUCUUCCAAAUAAGCAAUAGUGGAUGUAUUCGAGGAGAGCGAAUCGGAUUUAAUCUAUGAAUAAUUCUUGAGUUUAAAAAAAUGAUUUGUAACUUGAUCCCUGUGUUUACUUGGAAGUAAAAACAAAAAACACCACCCCAAAACCCAUUGAUUCCAAUGGGCUUUACUGUCUUCCACGAAGCUGUGGAGUGGACUCGUUUACUCAAGAUGAAUAGUGACCGUAACGGGUAGCAAAUUGCAUUGAACUCAGUGGGAUUUACUUCUAGGAGUGGGCAGGCUGUUAGUAUAUCUCUGUCAAAAACUGUUCGUUUGAGGUUUGCUCUGCCCUGCACCACUGAAGAGGAAUGCUUUUGCAAUGAAUUUUAAGCUGCCUUUAUUAACUGAAACGUAGCAGUAGUGUCUCGGCGUCCAGGGACUACAUUGUUUGCUAGGAAAGGGUUAAAGGCUGGGAGUGUACUUGGAACCCGAGUUUGUUUACCAGCCAGUUUCUCUCUGGCUCAACAGGUUACUUCGGCGACCGCUGUUCUUUGUGACUGGAAUCUAGAGUUCAAGGGAGCCUCUUUGAAGAAUACUCCGUCCUCUCUCAAGCUUCUUCGGCUCUCUGUCGCCCAAAGGUGCCUGCACAAAAUGGUUAGGUGCGGCUUGGCUUGUUGGAGGUGCCGAUGGCUUCUGCCCCUUCUCUUAGGUUUAGCUAUCAUCCUUGGCAUAAUUGCAUUAGCUGGUAAGGGAUGGUUGGAGUCGGAAUCGGAACCCUAUAUACGGCAAGCAUCACUGUGGAGCAACUGCGACCGACAGGCAGACGGUUGGAAUUGCUAUUCCCUCAUGGAUUACAGUUGGGGUAGAGCUGCAGCUGCAACAUACCUGGUUGGAUUUAUCAUCCUGUGCAUCUGUUUCUGCCUAGCAGUCAUAGCAUUUUCCAUUGAAAUACUGAGAUUUAACUUCGUUCGAGGAAUUGGAGGCUUGCUUUUCGUUGCUGCUGCUUUCCAAAUUCUAGGUCUGGUAAUCUAUCCAGUGAUGUUCGUAGAAGAAAUUGAAAUGACUGGGGAUAACAUGUUCAGUUGGGCCUACGGCUUUGGUUGGGCAAGCACUAUUAUUGAGAUAGGUUGUGCAUUCUUUUUCUGCUGCCUGCCUAACUGGGAAGAUGAAGUCCUCGGUAACAUAAAACUUUACCCUGACGACUAUUAUACUACGCAACCCAUAUGAUCUGUCAUUAGAAUGAAAGAUGGUUUGGUGUAAAUAAAACAAUAUUGUUUCUGCUUUGCCAGAAGGAUCCGUGCUUGCAUUGUCAGAUUCUCAUUUGAGACAGAAUUUCUGAAUUGCUAGUUUUGUUCUAAUAAUAAUUAUAUAGAGUCACCCAGUACACUUCUUGUUUGUUUGUUUAAACACUUAUUCAUUUAAAGAUCUGGUGGGAUAAAUUGCAGAAGGAAAAAGAACUUUUCCUGUAUGUUGAUAGAUAAUAUGAGUUCACCUUUAAUAAUUAUUGCAUUUUGUUGUAUAGGAUGAUGUGCCUAUAUGUUGAUGUGCUAGUGAGUAAAAAGAUAUCAAGAAUUUUCAUUAUUACAGUGCAAGACCAGGGCACCAUCUAGAUUUUGUUCUGAGCCCUAUAGUACAGGCUCCUCAUCCAUUAAUAUCAUUCCAGAUUGGAUUUUGAGAAAGUGAAAUCAGUUACCACAAAACAGUGGCUUACACCCAGAGUAAGCCAGCACAGAUGUGCCAAGGAGACAAGUCCGUGCUGCAGGAAGUUCUCCCAGUACUGCUGCACCAGUAUGACAGUGGGUGGGGGAAAUAAAUUUUGAUGCUUUUUACUGCCUCCAGUAGUGCCCUAAGUCACCUGGAAAUAUGCCAGAAUGUAGUGUAGCUUUCAGAGAUAUAUCUUCAGGUGACAUAGGGCACUUCUAGAAGUAGCACAUAGCAUCAAAAUUCACUCCUCCCACUGCAUGACCGAUGCAGCACAGCUACAAAGGCUUUCUGAAGUUUCAGAAGCAUCUCCUAGUGUGUCUGCAUUGACUUCCUCUAAAUGUCAGCCAGUGUGUACAAGUAUGCUUCUACCCAUGUAUUCAGCCUGUUUCCUGUGCCAACAACAUUAUAUAUUAGUGGGGCUUGCCUUGGGAACAAUGUUUGGAGGAUUAUAACAUUCAACUAGUUAUUAGGAUUACAAUAGACUAAGCAGUAGAGGAUUUUACAACUUCCCUUUUUUGUUAAAUACUGUAGGGUGGGUAUAUUACUUCCUUUCCAUCCCCAUCCAACACAAAAUCACAGGAUAAGUUAGAUUCCAAUUUAGUAUACAUUUCCUAGAUCUAAUAGUUUAAAAUGUCUGCAAGAUUAUUCCAUAAGGCUAACAUUUGUGAUCUAAGCAUGUGAUAGGACUCCGUAAAGCCAAAUAUCCAGUUGUGAGAUAGUAUAUUCAUUUUUUAAUAUAUUGACUCAAUCUACUCAGUUAAGCACACCUAAAUCCAGCUGAUCUCAGUGGGACAAGGUUAGGCAUGUGCUUAAGUCACUCACAUGCAAAUCUGUAGGAUUUAAAAGUGCUUAUUUGAGGUAGUUGCCCCCCCCCCAGGUUUUCAAAGGACUGUAAUUUAAUGCUGUAGGCAAUGAGAGGCAGCAUUUAGGAGACUGGCUGACUGAAUUUCUCAAUAGUACUACUCAGGGAGGACUGCUAAAUGUCACUCUAGUAAAUUGAUUCAUAAUGUCAGCCACCAGUAUGAAACUUCUUCUUUUUAAAAUUACUAUGACUGAAAACAAUGAGUAUGGCUGACAUGAGGAAAAUUACUUAGAGCCGCUCCAUUAAAAUUAAAAGUUAGGCAAUGCUAACAUUGUUGCCAAUGGGGGAAAACUCCAAAAGUGCCUCUUGUACAUCCGCAUGAUCUUAACAGCGUCGAGGCCACUUUGAAAUAGCCCUGGGGUACUGCAUUACAAUUCCUUAACACUGCCUAUCAGGUGGGCCAUUGUGACUACUUUGAGUAAUUUUCUGAAGAAAAUGAUCUCAGUCAGUGUGUUUUAACAUGCAAAAUAUUUUAAACUUCCUGUUUAUCAUGACAACUGCUGAUAAACUGCUGGUUAAAAUAUACUAUUCUAAGAAGAGUUUUCCAAAUAUCUACUGUAUGUAUAGAUUUUAUCACAGAUGUGUACUCUUGUAUUUGUGCAAAUGUUGUAUAUUGCAAUUUUAUAAUUUCAGAUCUGGCAACUUGAUGUUUGUUAUUCACAUUGGCAAAAAAAAAAAAAAAUCCAGUUCCCAAUAUUCAUGUUGUUUCUUGUCUUGAUUAAUAAAGGUUGGUAAAGCCACACAGACUUUUCUCAUGGAAAUAAUGAGGUCACGAUCCAAAUCUUAGUGGUAUUUUUGUGCUUUACUGUUGUAUUGUAGCCUAUCUAGAUAACACAAAACAGAAAUGGAUACACAUAACAUUUGCUUUAAAAAGUUUGAAAUAUCUAUCAUGUUUUGUAAAUAUUUGUAUUUACUGACACACCUAGUAAAAACGGUUACAUAGAGAAGAUGAAACCGAAGCCCCCAUUUUUGUUAUGAAAAGAAACCUUAACAUUCAAGGAGGGAAUACAAAUAGCUGUGAUCAUUCCGUAUCAUUUCCUGGUAACUCAUACAGAAGCCUGUAAGCAUUACCUUUCCAUAUCAGAUCCAAUUCACACAACAUAUCAGCAUACGGUAGCUACUGAAAAAGCCCAACUGGCUGAUUUCCAGUUGAUUUCAGUUUAUCUAGUGAGCUGGCAGCGUGCAGGUAGCACUAAAGGCAGGCCACCCAAAACCACCUUAAGUGUGAGCUUGAUUGGAUUUAUCUUUUGGGAUGCCUCCAUUUGCUACAAGUCCACAGAUGCGCAUGAACAAGAGGUAGUGGUUUGGCACAAUGGAACCAUUUAACAGUUGGCACAGUUCAGACUUUUUUCUAAGGCUGCCACAUAUUUAUAUAGAUGUGUGAAUCAGCUUUAAAAUUUGGUCUCUGAUGAAAACCUGCCUAUGUAUGUUUAAGACUUUGGGCAAUGAUCUGCUUGAAAUAUCUCCCUUGCAAAAUCAAAGACUGAUGGGGAUCUGGCCAAGAGCAUACCCCUUAUGCUCGCAACACUGAAAACUCCUUCCACCAAAACAUUUUUCCUGUGUGCCUUUAAGAAGUAGAGGCAGCCUUUUACUUGUAAUGUUUAGUAUAAUUUCUACUUCCUGUUCUUUCAUUUCUGCAGUUGUUAUUGUUUCUACUAUUUUCUGCAUCCAAAACUUUGUUCCCUAGUCCUCACUCCCAAUCUUUUCUGAAAACAACAAAAUAAGAAAUAGUAUGCAUCGAGAAGACAAAUAUUGUUUGUAAUUUAUAUUAGGAAUUGGCAACUGGGUGAUGAGAAUUUGAUAUUUAAGUGCAGAAUUAGGGCCCCCCUGUUUAAUGGCUUAUGUUCAAGUGUUUGCAAGUAAUCAGUUAGGAAUAUUGUAAUUACUAGCCACUUGUACAAAAUAAUGGUUUUAUAUGUACUUCAUUUAAAUAAACAGUUUUUAUACAUUAAAA